Molecule: messenger RNA, 1214 nt
Organism: Oryctolagus cuniculus (rabbit)
Lineage: Eukaryota; Metazoa; Chordata; Mammalia; Lagomorpha; Leporidae
Source: RefSeq, a predicted model, not a curated record
AGGCGCCGCGGCCACCGAGGCCUGGGGUCCCCACCCCACAUCUGCCCACGCUGACCUCCUGAGCUGCCAGAGCUGCGUCCAUGCCUUAGCUGUGCCCUGGUGCUCUGUCUCGGCAACCCAGUGUGCACCCCGAAUGGAGGGCUGGGUUGGAGCCCAGUGUCCCCCACCCGCAGCCGCGGGCAGUCGCUCUGCUGGCCAGGUUGGCGGUGGCCCGCUCCCCCUGCUGCUGCCGCUCGGGGACCCCGGGGGCGUCCACGUGCUCAGGCUGCGGGAUGCCGCUGGCCCCCCUCUGUGCUGGGAGGAGUCUGACCCUUCCCUGCGAGCCCUGGAGUCGCGCCAGGACGAUAUCUUACAGCGUUUGUACGAGCUGAAAGCCGCGGUCGACGGCCUCUCCAAGCUCAUCCAGACACCGGACGCGGACCUGGACGUGACCAACAUCAUCCAGGCCGACGAGCCCACGGCUCUGACGGCCACCGCGCUGGACCUGAACUCGGUGCUGGGAAAGGACUACGGGGCACUGAAAGACAUCGUGAUCAACGCAAACCCGGCCUCGCCACCCCUCUCCCUGCUGGUGCUGCACAGGCUGCUCUGUGACCACUACAAGGUCCUGUCCACCGUCCACACGCAUUCUUCAGUCAGAAACGUGCCUGAAAACCUUCUCAAGUGCUUUGGAGAACAGACCAGAAAGCAGCCCCGCCACGAACACCAGCUGGGCUUCACUUUGAUCUGGAAGAAUGUGCCGAAGACUCAGAUGAAGUUCAGCGUGCAGACGAUGUGCCCCAUCGAAGGAGAAGGGAACAUCGCACGCUUCCUGUUCUCCCUGUUUGGCCAGAAGCACGAUGCUGUCAACCUAACCCUCAUAGACAGCUGGGUGGACAUCGCCACUUUCCAGCUCAAAGAGGGAAGCAGUAAGGAGAAGGCGGCUGUGUUCCGGGCCAUGAACUCUGCUCUGGGGAAGAGCCCGUGGCUCGUGGGGAGCGAACUCAGCGUGGCGGACGUGGUGCUGUGGGCCGUGCUCCGGCAGAGUGGAGGCUGCAGCGCGGCGCCGGCCAACGUGCAGAGGUGGAUGAGCUCCUGUGACAACCUGGCCCCUUUCAGCACGGCCCUCAAGCUCCUGAAGUGAACCUCCCUGACCAGUUUCAACGAUGGUUUACAUUCUGAGAAUGGUGGUGUUUCACGCCUGUUAUCAAUAAAGGGACUUGAUUGAACUAGAA